Molecule: messenger RNA, 1829 nt
Organism: Oenanthe melanoleuca
Lineage: Eukaryota; Metazoa; Chordata; Aves; Passeriformes; Muscicapidae
Gene: IFT38
Product: clusterin associated protein 1
Exons: 12
Coding region: 238-1482 (414 amino acids)
Biological process (GO): cilium assembly
Cellular component (GO): intraciliary transport particle B; centrosome; cilium
Source: RefSeq, a predicted model, not a curated record
GGAUUCACUGUGGCGGGAGGUGUUUAAGAAAAGCCUGGGCAUGGCACUCAGUUCUCUGGUCGGGUUGCCACGGUGGCGAUCGGUCACAGGUUGCAGCGCGCCCUUCCACCCCGGUUCAUCCCGCCAUUCCGUGAUUCCGUGUCCGGCCCGGCGCACACUUCGCUUCCCGCGGGGUUUGGCCCCGCCGCGCCGCCGUAGCGCUUCGCCUCAGAGCCGCGGCGGCCGCGGGUCCCGGCGAUGUCGUUCCGCGACCUCCGCAAUUUUACUGAGAUGAUGAGGGCGCUGGGGUAUCCUCGACUCAUAUCCUUGGAGAAUUUCCACACCCCAAACUUCAUGCUUGUGUCAGAAGUGCUGCUGUGGCUGGUGAAAAGGUAUGAACCUCAGAGUGACAUUCCUGGGGAUGUGGAGACAGAGCAGGACCGGGUUUUCUUCAUUAAGGCCGUGGCUCAGUUCAUGGCUACCAAGGCUCACAUCAAGCUGAACACAAAGAAGCUGUACCAGGCUGAUGGAUAUGCUGUGAAGGAGCUGCUGAAGGUCACCUCGGUGCUUUAUGGGGCCAUGAGCACGCAGGGAGGGGAGCCUGCACACCUCCCCGAGGAGGACAGCACCAAGUUCAAGUUUGAUCUGGGCUCUAAAAUUGCUGACUUGAAGGCAGCCAGACAGCUUGCUUCUGAAAUUACCUCCAAAGGAGCAGUCCUGUAUGACUUACUUGGCAAAGAGGUGGAACUGAGGGAAGCAAGGACAGAAUCUAUUGCCAGACCUUUGGAGAUAAAUGAGGCUGAGAAGGUGAUGAAAAUUGCCAUUAACAGCGUUCUGGGAGAAGUCCAAAAGACUAAAGACAUGUUGAAUAAUGUGGCUUUGGAUGAAGCCAGUUUGGAAGCCAAGAUUGAAAAACGAAAAUUGGAACUGGAGAGAAGCCAGAAGAGGCUGCAGGCUCUGCAGAGUGUUCGCCCUGCUUUCAUGGAUGAGUAUGAGAAGAUUGAGGAGCAGCUGCAGAAGCAGUACAGUACUUACCUGGAGAAGUUCCGAAAUCUGACCUACAUGGAGCAGCUCCUGGAUGAUCACCGACGGGCAGAGCAGGAGAUGUUUGAGGAAGCAGCCAACAUGCUACGUCUCAUUCAGAACAGGCUGAAGGAGGAGGAGCAGCACCUGCUCAAGAGUGGCAGUAAUGAUGAUUCUGACCUAGAAAUCCAGGAGGAUGAAGGAUCUGACAGCGAGGGGGAUUUGCAGAUCCCGAGGCACCGCAUGGGCACAGACUCUCUCCUGCAAGGAAGAGUUGGCACACGGAUCAUGGGAUCAAUGCAAGGUGGAGACACAGAGGAAGAUGACGACUCAGGGGAUAGUGAGAUUGACCUGGAUGAAGAUGAAGAUGAGGAGGAGGAGGAUGAUCUGGAAGAUGACAGCAUGGAAAUCUCCCCAGGCAAAUCCAGUCUCCGAGCAAGGAAGCCAGAGCCACUGGAGCAAAGUGAUAAUGACUUCUGACCCUUCAGUAGCAGGAGGCUCUGGAAGCACAAACUCUGGAGAGGCCAGGAGCUAAAACCCUGCUGUCUGAAAAGUGUGUGUCAGGGUGAAUUCAGGGGUUGGUAAAUAAUGUUCAUUAAACCUGAAAAUUAAACUUGGAUUGCAGGUUUGUGAAUCUCAAAGCAUGAGCAGUUUAUCCAUAAUGAGAAUCACAGUAAUGUGCACUUAUUUCCAUAAUUGCACUAAACUGGCUCUUGUGCACUGCAGUGCCAGAAGUCUCACUCCAGUGAGCAUGGUGUGCCUGAUUUCCCUGCAUUUUAUUAUGUCCAAAUAGAUUUCUUUGGCUUAAUAAAACUGGAUGAAAAGCU